Molecule: messenger RNA, 2034 nt
Organism: Mangifera indica (mango)
Lineage: Eukaryota; Viridiplantae; Streptophyta; Magnoliopsida; Sapindales; Anacardiaceae
Exons: 18
Coding region: 241-1689 (482 amino acids)
Molecular function (GO): protein binding
Source: RefSeq, a predicted model, not a curated record
CUUGAACCCAAUCCAAUAGGCAAAUCCUUUAUAUUGUUGGGCCGGGUCUCUUAUCGAACUCAUUAAGUCCGGUCCAGCAGAUCUGUGGGAACCUUGUGCAAGUCGCCUAGGUUCGGAAUGGCGGGAGAUUUGUAGUUAUUAUAAAUCUUUAUUUUUUCCCUCCAAAUUUGUAAACGUUUCGAGGAAGAGCAACUCUCCUAAACAAGUUAAGUGGGAAAAUAGCACGUGUAUUCUGCUAAAAUGGAGAGUUACUUGGUUCCGUACAAGCCUCCUUCUGAAAACCCUAAACAGCUCAAUGUGAGGAAUCGAUGGAAGAGGAGUUUGAUUGAAGUAAGCGGCAGGGUUGAACCCAAGUAUCGCCACGAUCUUUCUUCCUUGCUCAUGGAGUCGUACUGUGAGAUUGGGAAAUUUCCGCAUAUGUAUCAUACUGAUGGACUGCCGUGUCGAACUUAUAUGAGUAGUGUUGGUGUCAGUAAUGAUGCAGCUGCCUAUGUCGUUGGCUUUCCGAGGAAACAAGGCAUCUCUGCAGUGGACUUUGACACAAAAGGAGUUUACUUGGCAUCAGUUACAAGAUCAGGUUGCCUAACAGUGCACGACUACGAAGCUCUAUAUUUUCUGACUAAUGACACUUUACCAUGCCCAAUCGAUGAUGAAAUUAAACAUGUACUGCACAUUUCAUUGCAUCAACAACUUGAUUCUGUUCGAUGGAAUUUGGCUAAUCAAGAUGAGGUUGCUUGUGCAUCUACUAAAAGUAAUGAAGUACGAAUAUUUGAUAUUGGUUACAUCUCAUCUGACCCAGUCGAAGUCUUAAGAACAAGACGUGCUGUCAGUGUUAUUGGGUCUUAUUAUCAGAAAGGUGUAGCUGGUAUUGCCUUUAGUGCAACUGAUGAGUCAAGGCUACUUGCUUCUGAUACGCAUGGGAUACUUAAUAUAUGGGAUAGACGAAUGAGUGAUCUUCCAUGUCUUGAGCUUACAACUAAUUCUCGUUGCACUCUUAAUAGCAUCCAACUACACUCAGAUAAUCAGAUUGUUUUUGCAGGUGGUAAGAAUGGGAAUAUAUAUAUAUGGGAUCUUCGUGGAGGAAAAGCAUCUUCUGCCUUUCAGAAUCAUAAUGAAGUAGGUCGUCCACCUCUAACAGCAUUGGUGUUAGCUUCAAUGCUAAAGAAAAUUGGGUCUUUGAAGGCACAAUCCAAUAUUGUCCCACUGGAAAUAUAUUCUAUUGAUUUCGAUCCUAGUUGUCCAUAUCAAUUGGCUUUCCACUUGGAAGAUGGUUGGUCAGGUGUUCUGAAUAUUCAUAAUUUUCAAGUUACCCAUGUUCAUUGCCCACCUCCAGCUUGGUUGGAUGAUUUCAACAGUCCACCUGAUCUAAUGCAAUCAAGGAAACCAGCGUGGCUACCGACAAAUUCCAUCUAUGUGGUUGCAUCAUCCUCUGACCAAGGCAUUCAUCUCUUAGAUUUCUACCCAGAGUCAAGCUCCCCUAGCCAUGUGGACUUCAUUGACAAUACAGAGAGCUUAUCUGAGAGAAACAAGCACAAAAAGCAAAACAGGUUUAUUCCACUAUCAGAAGGUGUUACUGCAUGUGCCACUCAUCCUCUCAAUGGUACCAUCAUAGCAGGAACUAAGGUCUCAUCUUUACUGGUGGUGUCCCAGCAGCAGAAGUGCUAUAAUCAUUCCGACACUGAGCAAUGAGGUAGACUAAACUAUACGCAAGGGAUAACCUUCUGGAGCCUGAGGAAACCGAUAAGGUGACUAGAGCUUGCACCCAUAAGGAGCACUGUAAAGUAAGACCGUAAAUACAUAUCACUAAUCUUUUAGAAGUCUGAGAACUGCUUAGUAUAAACAAUAACAAUGACCUAUUGCGCUGAUGAAGUAUUAUGAGUUUGGUUUUGAAGGUCCGUGAUGAAACUCAUAAUAUUUGAACACAAAAUUAGGCCAAUCUUUAUUCUUAAACUGUAAAAGCAAACAAGAAAUUAAAGGGAAAGCAAUCAUUCUUGCAUUCAUUUGAUAUAAAGGUUUUACAUACAUUCCAUCCAA